ACUUGGAAUUAACACGUAAUUAACCCACGAUCCUUAAUACGUCAUUAACCCACCAAGAUCUCAUUAAGAAACCAAAGGGCGGCCUUUGUGCUUUCUUAUUGGGACAUUUAUAUAGAUCCUUUGCUGCACACGCAGCAUAUUGUUAUGUAGUAAGGCUGUACGUUGCCAGAGUAGCACGUACACAACAUUUCAUUAUUGACCCUUGUCUAGUACGUGUUUGAAAAUGUCGGCAGAAUUGUUUGGCGUGGUCGAUGUGGCCAUGUUUGACUCGGAGGCUAAUAAACCUCUGAAUAUGUUGCAGUAUUCACGUGUUAUCUGCCAGAACCCUAAGAAAGAUGAGAGUGAUGUUUACUGUGCUCUUAACAACAAGGGUGAGUGCGUUGACAUCCCUCCUUUUCCUGAGAGGUUCCAAACUAGCUUUGAUAUGCUCCGUCACAUGGCUGAGCAAAACCCUAACAGGGAUCAUCUUGGUGUUCGUGAGAAACAUGUUAAUUCCAAAGGUGAGAUAACUUUGGGUGAAUACAAGUGGUAUACUAUCUCAUACACUGCAACUACUGCUGUCAUUUUGGGUAGUGCUUUUGUAAGUGAACCCGGUUUAUUUUCCGAGACUGUUCUUGAUGAUGCCAUUUUGAAGAAGGCCAAGUUCUUGGGUAUCUGGGCCACCAACUGUCCUUUGUGGCUUAUUUCCGACUAUGCUGCUAUCGCUUUUGGCUUUGUAACAGUUCCUUUAUACGAGACUAUGGGAGAUGAGGCGAUAUUGACGAUUUUUAAGGAGACGAAGAUGAAAACGCUAUGUAUUGAUGCUGCCAAAUUGCCUACAUUGUUGAAGUUGAAGGAUAGGCUUCCGGAGGUCAAGAAUUUAAUUUUGUUUGACAAGUUGUCUGACAAGGAUAAGAAGGCCGUUGAGGAAGCUGGUUGGAAUACCUAUGACAUUGAGGAGUUGAUGGACAAGUACCGUGACAACAUUGUGGAGGUACCACAGGGUGACCGCAAUGCCAUUGCCACUGUUAUUUACACCUCUGGUACAAGUGGUAUGCCCAAGGGUGCUAUCCAUACCAAUUUGUCGUUAAUGGAAACUUCACACCGCAUUUACUUUACUGCCAAUCGUCUUCGCUUCUCUACUAAUUUUACGUUAUUAAGUUUCCUCCCACUUUCCCAUGUUUAUGAGCGUUUCGUGGAGCAUUUUGCUGCGUCUAACAUGAGCCGUAUCGGAUACUACGGGGGUAACAUCAAGAACAUCUUGGAUGAUAUCCAAGCUUUGAAGCCUGAUAUACUAGUCGGUGUACCUCGUGUGUUCACUAAGGUCCUCGACCGUAUUAGGACCAAUAUUGAGAAGAAGCCAAUGCCACUGAGGAAGCUGAUCAACUUCGUUGUUGAGAAGAAACGCAAGAUGCUUUUUGAAAGCGACGUCUUCCCUACCCAUUGGUUUUAUGACAGGAUUUUAGGCAAGAUCAGGAAGGCCUUUGGUGGUAACAUCAAGUCCAUGGUUUUGGGUUCUGCAGCUAUGACUGCGAGUGACAUUGAGUAUUUACAAACAUACCUCAUUUCACCUGUGUGUGAAGGUUGGGGAACCACUGAAGUGGGUAUCGGUUUUCUCCAGGACCACCGUGACAAGGUCAAGGGUACCAUUGGUGGUCCUCUAGGUGACAUCAUCUUUAAACUUAAAUCAAUUCCCGAAAUGGAGUAUGAUGCACGUGGCAACCCACCCCGUGGUGAGCUUCUGGUCAAGGGUACUGGCAUCAUGUUGGGAUAUUUGCAACGCCCAGAGGAAACUGCUGAGGUCCUUGACUCGGAGGGCUGGUACCACACUGGUGACGUCGUUGAACUGUUGCCAAGUAUGGGUGUCAAGAUUCUAGAUCGUGCUCGCAACUUAUUCAAAUUAAGUCAGGGUGAAUACAUUGCUCCCGAGAAGCUAGAGAACCUCUACGCGGGAUCGCCCUUUGUUGAACAAAUUUACAUCUACGGUGACGCUAAGCGUGACCAUAUCGUCGCCAUCGUAAACAUCAAUGCAGAAUACGUAAUGGAGUGGGCCGCUUCUCACAACCUGGGUGGCAAAUCAGUGAAGGAUUUGCUGACUAACCAGCAGCUGAUUGAUGAGAUUCAAGCCUCUUUCAACAAUAUCACUGAGCAGAACAAGCUUAAUGGGCUUGAGCGUCUGCAGAAGUUCAUCCUCAGCGAUGAGCUUUUCAGCGUUGACAAUGGGAUGUUAACUCCCACCUUCAAGACUGUCCGCAAGAAGGUGCGCAGUCGUUACGAGAAGGAGAUCAACGCAAUGUACGGCCACUGAGUCAAUCAAACUAACGCAUCUAUAAUGGUAAUUACAAUUCAUGUUU
Molecule: messenger RNA, 2333 nt
Organism: Babesia bovis T2Bo
Lineage: Eukaryota; Apicomplexa; Aconoidasida; Piroplasmida; Babesiidae
Product: putative long-chain acyl-CoA synthetase
Exons: 4
Coding region: 224-2287 (687 amino acids)
Biological process (GO): fatty acid metabolic process
Cellular component (GO): endoplasmic reticulum; membrane
Molecular function (GO): long-chain fatty acid-CoA ligase activity
Source: RefSeq, a predicted model, not a curated record